UCGCCAUAUUGGGCACUGAAAAGGCUCGUCUGUUCGUUCAUCUCUCUUACUACAAACUCGAACUGACAGGAGUGGCUUUUGCGAGUGCACUUUGUUUUGAUGAUCCGUGGAGAUUACUUUUGCUCGCAUUGCUACAUUGGCCGUUCAGUUGUUGCAGUUCGGUUUUACGCCUGGCAUGCCUACGUUUGCCUUGAUCACAGUCAUUUUCGCCUGUUUUGGAUCGCAUUGAAGUAGGAGGAAAUACGUGGUUGUAAUCGCUUGUUUGCUCGGUCUUUUACACGCGUAAAAUGUCAAACGUUCGUCUUUCAAAUGGAAGUCCGACUUUGGAAAGGAUGGAUGGUGGGUUGUCGGAUAACCCCAAGCCUUCGUUCUGCAGAAACCUGUUCGGAUCGGUGGAUCACGAAGAGUUAAGGAGGGAUUUAAAGCAGCACUUGCAGGAGAUGGAACAGGCAUCGUCCGCUGAAUGGAAUUUCGAUUUUAAAAAUGACGAGCCGCUGCCAGCCGGGAGGUACCAGUGGGAACGCGUGAACAGCAGAGAUUUGCCUGAUUUUUACAGUCGGCAGCCGCCGGCUUCUAAGAACGUUUGCCGUUCUGGGAAUAACAACGUGGAUCUUAAUGGGAAUCAUAACUGUAUGAUCGCUUCUCAUCGCGAAGACAGCAUCGAAGACAGGCUUUCCAAGGAGAAAACGGAGAAGUCAGAAAGUCAGAUGGAUUGCAGAGACCAAUGUAGCGGACAGAGGAAAAGACCAGCGAGUCAUGACUCUUCGUGCCAAAAUAAAAGGUCACACACCAGUUCGGACGAAGUUGCUCGUUGCCCGGUCUUGACACAUUCGGUAGAGCAUACACCCAGGAAAUCCAGUCCCAAGGCACAGACGUGAACAUUGUGAAGAGUUGAAGAUGUAACUCCCCUUUUCAUGGAAUACAGUGGUUGAUGAAGUAAAGAGGGACUACAUUUUAAGAAAAACAAAAGCAUAUCGUCUCUCCCGAGGACGGGGAUGCUGUACAAGCA
Megalops cyprinoides (Indo-Pacific tarpon) is the source of this 1009-nucleotide messenger RNA. RefSeq names its product cyclin-dependent kinase inhibitor 1B-like. Gene Ontology annotation, molecular function: protein-folding chaperone binding; cyclin-dependent protein serine/threonine kinase inhibitor activity. Gene Ontology annotation, biological process: G1/S transition of mitotic cell cycle; negative regulation of cell population proliferation; regulation of cell cycle. Gene Ontology annotation, cellular component: nucleus; cytoplasm. NCBI's taxonomy places the organism in Eukaryota, Metazoa, Chordata, Actinopteri, Elopiformes, Megalopidae. The coding region runs from base 288 to 878 and encodes 196 amino acids. The transcript is spliced from 3 exons. The record is from RefSeq and is a predicted model, not a curated record.